Messenger RNA from Penicillium olsonii, 567 nucleotides. Lineage: Eukaryota; Fungi; Ascomycota; Eurotiomycetes; Eurotiales; Aspergillaceae. The record is from the annotation of a GenBank genome assembly.
AUGCCCAAAGCAUACGUCCCCGUCCAAGUUGGUGCCAUGAACCUGGCCCAGCGUAUUGUCAUGGCUCCAAUGACGCGAUUUCGGGCCGACGAUGCUCAUGUCCCUCUCCCGAUCGUGACAAAGUAUUACGCGCAGCGUGCCUCAGUCCCAGGAAGUCUCAUUGUCACGGAGGCCACCUUCAUCUCAGCUGCUGCUGGCGGGUACGACAACGUGCCCGGAAUUUUCAAUGAUGAACAAAUCAAGAUGUGGCGUCAUAUGACCGAUGCCGUUCACGCAAAGAGAUCCUUCAUCGUCCUGCAACUCUGGGCCUUGGGCCGAGCCGCCGAUCGCGACGUGUUAGCGCGAGAUGGGCACCAAGUGGUGUCCUCUAGCGCAGUCCCAAUCUCGGAGGAAAGCCCUACUCCAAAGCCUCUCAGCGAAGUUGAAAUCCAGCAAUACAUUCAAACCUAUGCACAGGCCGCCAAGAAUGCGAUUGAGGCUGGGUUUGACGCGGUCGAAAUCCACGGCGCCAACGGAUAUCUGGUUGAUCAAUUCCUCCAGGAUACCUGCAACAAGCGCACCGAUUAA